Molecule: messenger RNA, 1212 nt
Organism: Rodentolepis nana
Lineage: Eukaryota; Metazoa; Platyhelminthes; Cestoda; Cyclophyllidea; Hymenolepididae
Source: the annotation of a GenBank genome assembly
AUGAGUAUCGAUACGUUUAAUGAUUGUCUUCCUCGCUGGAGAUCUCAUGAGGCUUUCUUUGAAUGGUUGAAAAAGAGGGACGUAGACAAUGAAACCAUUGACAUUUUUAAACAUCACAGAAUUGAUGAGUUGUCAUUUUGCAUGUUGAAGGAAGGCGAUCUACGUGAGAUUGGAAUCAAUAAAUUAGGCGUUAUCAAACGACUUCUUUACAUUAUUGAAAUGAAGAAUUCAUCAUCAUCUUCAGAUUCAGAUGAAUCUAGUGGAUGCAGAGCGCCUCGAAUGUUGCUCAAUCCUCCAACCUGUGAGCCAGAUCCCAAACUAUGGAAAGUUUUUAUUAGUGCACUCUACUGUUUCCUUUCCCUCGGUGUCACCUCUUAUGUUAUGGUUCUUGCUCAUGAACGGCUUCCAGACAUAUCAAAAUACCCUCCCUUGCCAGAUCUUCUCCUUGACAGCCUUCCUUAUAUCCCUUGGGCUUUCGAAGCUGCUGAAAUGACUUGUCUCGCCCUUGCCCUAAUCUGGACAUUAGUUCUCUUCUUUCAUAAACACAGAUUAAUACUACUUAGACGGUAUUGUUCCUUGAUGGGAACUGUCUUUCUGCUACGAUCAGUUACGAUGAUCAUCACGUCACUUAGUGUUCCCGGUCAACAUUUGCUGACUGAAUGCAAGCCUUUUGUGUUUCACUCCUACAAAGAAAGAUUAGAACGAGCUGCAACUAUAUGGUUUGGUAUGGGCAUGACACUUCAAGGAGUGCGGACAUGCGGUGACUACAUGUUCAGUGGCCAUACCACCGUGAUCACCCUUCUCAAUUUUUUUAUCACCGAGUAUACUCCCCAACGUCUUGGCCGGUUGCACAAUUUAACCUGGAUGCUCAAUGGUUUCGGCGUCUUCUUCAUUCUUGCUGCACACGAACACUACUCAAUUGAUGUCUUCAUUGCUAUCUACAUCUCCACUCGCCUCUUCCUCUACUACCACUGGCAAGCAGACAACCAUCACGCUUCACACCAUGGUAAACAUCGCGCUUGGAUCUGGUUCCCUAUACUCACCUUCUUUGAGUGUGACGUUCGGGGACCUGUCCCCCACGAAUACUCAAAUCCAGUGAAGGAUUUCCUCUCCUAUUGGAAGAAGCAUCAAGCUAAUUUGCCCAAAUUGCCGUUAGCUCUUGCCUCGUUGUGUCUUUCGACGUCAUCGUCUUCUAAGCCGAAAGGAAAUUAG